GGAAGUUUGCGUCUCCUUGGAAACAGGAACGCUUUGGUCUGGCUUCGGCUGAGCUUGCCUGGAGGUCUUGAAGGAUACGAACCAGGGUGGAUUCGGAAUGAAUAUGGAGGUCACAACCACAGCCUUGGACAUGUCUGGAGUGCGCAUUUCUCCGCCUGAAUUGCGCUUCCUGGACGCGGUGCCCGGCGGAUGCUAUCGUGCUCUGCUGAGCGUUCAGAACUUGGAGCCACAAAGCCGCUUUCUUCAGAUAUUGCCGCCGCAGCGGCCUCAGUUCAAACUAAUUGUGGAAAAUCCAAAGAAACCAGUCGCUUCUGGUCUUCGCAUAACAGCCAGUGUGGAAUAUUUUCCUGAUCGAGAAGAAGACCUUCGGGAUAGACUACUACUUUAUGUAGACAAAAAGAUAAUUGAAAUACCUUUAAUAGGAUUAUUUCCAUGUUGCUGCUUAGAAAUGGAACCUGAGAUAAAUUUUGGCACAGUGAUUGCAAACAGUAAAGUAAUAAGUAAUGAGAUUAAAAUCACUAACCAUGGAUCAUCUUCAGGUUCAUUUAACAUAAACUACAGUGGAAGUGUUCACAUUGUUAUAUCACCAACCAGUGGAGUGGUGGAAUCCAAAACAUUCCAAGUGGUUAAAAUGGAGAUUUGUGCUGAUAUCCCGAGGGUCAUUAAUGAAACAGCCAUUGUGGAGUUGCAAGGAAGAUCCAGUGCUCACAUAACAAUAAAAGCCAAUAUAGUGGAGCAAAUAGUUGAACUAUUGGGUGUGCCUCAUUCAGACACAAUAAAACAUGUUCAUUUUGGAUGUGUCUAUUUUGGAACCUCCAAGACUGAAGAAAUAAUUCUUCAUAAUAAAAGCCCAGAAGCCAUGGACUGGGUGGCAAUCCUGCAAGAUAAUGCUGUUGGGGAAGAGAUGGGCACAGACAUUCAGAAGGGUACAGAUGCUGCUUUACAAGAUUUAAAUUACAGUGAAAAUAAACCAGAACUAGAUGUUUCCACUCUGAUUUCAUGUAUUCCCAAUGAAGGAACACUGGAGCCGUACCAGAAAAUUGUAGUUACUCUUUGUUUUAGUCCAAAGCAGUUGAAAAGGAAUAUGAAACAUGGUAGAAGUCCAUCAAGACAAGAUUAUUCUCUGUUUCUGAAGUUUGAAGCUGUAGGAAGUACGAAUGACUUUUUGCAAAGAUUGACUGUAGAUGACAAACUUACCAGAGAGAACAGUCUUCAUAAAGUUGAGUUGGCUUUGACAGGCUCAGGGCUCCCAGUCAUGUUAACAUUCAGCCCAGGACCAGUUAUUAAUUUUAUGGCGUGCUAUAUGGGUGAACAUACAGAUAUUAUUUGCACACUCAAAAAUGAGUGUGAUAUUCUUCCAGUGUCAUUUGCUUUUCGUAAAAUUGCACAUUAUAAUAUUUGUCCUGAAAAAGGAAAAGUGAAAGCAAAAUCAUCACAGGAUGUAUUGUUUUCAUUUCUUCCACGUCAUAUAGGAAGCUUUAAAGUGAAGCAAGUGGUAGAUAUCAUUGGUCCAGUGACAAAAAAAGAUUGUUUACCAGAGUUGGUGAUAAGAUCUUUUCAUCAAAUACACUUAAAGUUUUGUGGUACUUGCAAGUCUGUAACGAAUAAAGCCAUGUUGCAAACCAGUCUUGGAGUACUUGUAUCCAACAAGGAAGAUCAGUACAGUUAUGUGACACCAAUGGCACUGCUUAAAUCUGAUCAAACGGAAAUUCAUGAUCAUGUUUUAAACAGAAACUUGGAUGAUGCAUUGAUAGCCCUUCCUAAUGAUCGUCCAGCUAGUAUAAGGCCCAGUGAACGGCAUAACAAUUACAGGACUAUUUUCACAAAGGUUGCCAGAUAUAAUUAUGUGGAUCCAGAGUACUCUUACACAGCAUAUGAAGAACUGGAAAAACAAGUGAAUAAAGAUUACUAUGCAGACUACAUCCACAAUUUAAGAAAACAUCGUUUGAAUAAAGAAGGUGCUAGGAUCUUUGAAAAACUGAAUAAUUCUGUUGAUCUAGGGUUACAGCCAGCAUCAGGGUUAAAAUCACCACGGUUAAAAGCUUUAUGGAAAGAUAAAUUGGAGGAAGAUACUGAUUUAGAAAAUGGAAGUGGCUUGUUAACUAGUAAAAAGUUAGCAGAAAUUAAAUCUAAAUCUAUGGACAAAGAGGUUGAUGGUGGCCUUAAUGCUGUUCCAUCUACUCCACAAGAGCAUGAAGAUUGUAGUUUAAUUUUGACAUCAAAGCAGCUUCAUCAAAUAUUCAUUGGUCCCUCUACUAUUGACUUUGGAGAGGUUUGUGUGCAUUCUACAUCUACCAGGAAAAUGUAUAUUGUAAAUAAUCUUCCUGUUCAUGUUUGGAUACAAGUAGGAAUUGAAAGUGAAGAGCUACAACAGACUAGCCCUUUAUCUCAUGUCAUGCCACCUCAUUCACAAACAUAUAUUCCAGUUGUAUUUGAGACUGACAAACUGGGACAUUUUCAAAAGUCUUUUAUGUACACAAUAAACCAGCAUCACAUUGGGCAUGUAUUGGUGGUAGCAAAAAUAGUACCUGUGGCCUUGGAGCUAUCAACAAGGGAGCUGACGUUAUAUCCUACUUUCAGCUUCCUGGCUGAAAGUGGGUUUAGAACUACUGUCACACUGUAUAAUCGCAAAAACUAUCCUGCUCAGUUCAUCUGGAAGCCCAUAAUCACUGAUAAAGGAAUGGCUUUUUCCAUAUGCCCAGAAAAAGGUACUGUAGAAGCCUAUAAAGACCUAGAGUGUGAAGUAGUUUGGCACCCAAGUUUCUCCUCUCCAGUAACAGGAGAAUUUGAUUUAUGUGUGCAUCAAGGAAAAACACUUAGACUAAAAUGCUUUGCAAAGCUUGGUUCCACCAGUGUUCAGUUUAAGGAACAACGGAUAACUUUUAACCACGCUCCUAUACAUUUAACAACCUGCAAAACAGCUAUUCUUCAAAAUGUGGGACAUAAUCAUGCCUACUUCCAGGUUGUUGAUGCCAAUCCUCUUCCUGGAAUGAUUAUCACUCCUUUUCAGGGUGUAGUACCGGUGGGAGGUCGUACUGAACUCAAAAUCUACUUCACACCUAAUGCAUUAAUGAAAUUUGAUAGCAGAGUGGAGGUUGCGGUACGGCAUGCCAAAUCUUUGGAGCUGAGGAUUGGUGGAUCUGUAGCGGUUCCUAACAUAGAGCUCAGUACAGACUCCUUUGUCUUCCAUGGUGUUUAUGUUGGAUCUACACAAAAAAUUCCAUUUUUGAUUGAAAACAAAGGCAAGACACGUGCCAGGGUGACAUUUGAUUUAUCCAAUCAUGAUGACUUUACAUUGCAUUUUACUCUUCAGCCAGAUGCUUGCAGUUCUCCACCAGGUCUUUGUCUAUAUACUGUGGCCAUAGAUGCACAUUCAGCUUUGGAAUGUUUGUUGAAUUUCACACCAAAAGAAGUGGCAGCAUAUGAUUUCAAUCUUCUAAUACACGUUAAUGUCAGUAAGACUUCAUCUUCAUCUGAUAAUACACUAACAAAUACAAGUCCUGCUAGUUCAGCAAAGCAUCUCAUUGUCCCGCAUCCUCAAAUGUUGACUAUACCUACUCAGCUUUGUAAAGUUCAAGCAACUGUGUUGCAGCCACCUCUAGAACUUUAUUAUCAAGAUCUAACGUUUCUGUGUAACUUAAGAACUAUCCAAUUGGGUAUUGUACAUGACCGCAAUUCCAUAAAGAAGCUGCAUCUGAACAACAUCUCAAAGCAACAGCUUAUGUGGAAAUUAGAUCUUGAUGCUGCAGGCAAAGCAGUAGAUGAUGGUUUCUUCAAGUUUAGUUUACAGUCUGGGAUUCUCGGUCCAGGCCAACAUACUGCUGUUACUAUAUCUUUCUGUCCUCCUUCUUGUCAUGGAACAUAUAUGGCUGAAGUGCCACUGCUUUUGAAUGAUGACACAUCUGUAUACAGAAUACUUUCUUUAUUGGGGUGUGUGAAGAUACCCAAGAUCAGUUUUGACCCUCAGAUUUUGAUACUGACUCCUGUUCCUCUCAAUAUAAAAACAGGAGCGGAUGUCCACAUAAUUCCUCAGGGCUACUCAAGGAAGACAACUUUGCAAGCUGAAAUUCCAGCAUGUGACCCUGGACAUAAUGACCAGAUAAAUCCAUUAAGUGUGGAAAUAUCAAAUGGAAGUUUUAUUGAUGUAACCUUAGAAGGAAAAAACAUUGGUUUUGUAUGUCAUGUCAAUUUCUGCUCCUCAAAGCCAAUGUCUUGUAUGAAGACUAUAUACUUUGUUGAUGAAGAAAAAAACAGAUUCCCUCUUCUGGUUACUGCAACAGCAGAGAACUGCCUCCUUACUGUGUAUCCAUACUUGGCAUGUCACCUUAAAGACCAAAAAAUUAUCCUGAAAAGUGAUUCUAAUGAGAUAAUUUACAGCAAUGGAGAGAGACUACAACAUCCAUGCUACAUUCCAGGAACUUGUUCCCAAACAAAUUCUACCAGUAACUUUGGCAUCAUUACCAACUCUGCCUAUGAAAAAUCCAUAGCAGAAUUUGAAAAGGAAGUUGAAAAUGAAAGGUUGAAGAAGAGUAAAGCUAUCAGCCAAGUUGGUGCAAAUUUGUGUUAUUUGGACCAUUCCCUUUUUCCUGCAGAAGGCACAGAAGCAUAUGCCUUUUUACAGAAAGUUAUUGCAGCAGUUCAGAACUGGUUUACUCUCUUUGGAUGGUCUAAAGGACCAAAUCCCAUUUCUAUUCCACGUACUCUAAGAUGUGAUGUCUGUAAAAUUCAGAUGACAUCAAGUGAUGAAAAGCUUAAACAAAACCUUGCCAAAGAUACCAAGACCAUUUAUGACAUUCUUCUCCAUUUGAGUGGGCAGUUGCUUCCUGGAAUUUCUUCAAGCCAGUCCUUACCAUUUGAUCCUACUCAGCGUGUGGUGCAGCUCCAUUGGCAGCAUUCUACAAUGGUCACUUUUCUCAAAUGCCAAGGAGCAUUAUUUUCUCAUGUGCUUCCCCAGUUUCUUCUUGACCUUGAUGACUAUAAGAGAUGGAUAGAUCUACAGUCUAUGUUGAAGGUGAGGCAAUCUGAAUCAGAGAACAUUUACAUUUUGGAUGACUGUAUUUUUGAGGCUAUCUGCAAACGAUCAUGGACUGAUGUGUUACUUCAGAUAUACAAGAUUUUGGUUCUCCAGCGUGUCUCCACUAUUGAGGCUAACACUUUGAAUAGUCCGGAAGAUGAAGAAAUCAUGCCAAAAAUAAGUACUGAUCCUUUGUCCAGUAAUAUAUAUUCUCCAUCUGAAAGAAUUCUUCUUACUUGGAUGAACAGACAGUAUGAGAAGACACGGAAAAUUGUGUGGAAAGACUCCCAAAAGGGGGAUAUACCACCUACAAGAUGGAUAGUGAACUUUGAUAGAGAUCUCCAAGAUGGCCUGGUUCUGGCAGCACAAGUAGCAAGCUACUGCCCUUAUUUGAUUUCAACACACUUUGUAAAUAUGUAUACCUAUCCAAAAACGUCUGAACAGUAUCUUCACAAUUGCUUGGUUCUUAUAAAUGCUUUUCAUGCAAUAAAUCUUGACAUAGAUGUGCUGGCUUCUGAUAUCUGUGAUCCAAAUCCAAUCAUGAUGCUUAUGCUUUGUGUCUAUCUAUAUGAGCGGCUUCCUCAGUAUUUACCCAAGAAAUAUAUUGAGUUCUCUGGUCCACUUCACGCGACUGUUGUUAGAAAGAUACAUUUGAAAAACCCAAGUAUCAAGCCUUUGAUAUACAAUGCUACCAUUUUAGGAAGAGAUUCUGCUGAUUUUUCAUUGCCUAAAGGAAAUACUGUGACCAUUGCCCCAAAGAGCCAAAUAAGUAUAAAUGUGGAAUUCACUAGCCGUUUCCUGCAUCCUGCUGAAGCUAUGUUGUUACUUGUUUCAAAAGCUUUAACUGGAGUAGGUGGGGCUACAAUGACAUUUUCCCUGAAAACGAGGAUUAACCAAAUUAAACUUGCUGGUUUCCUAAAAUGCAGGUCUCCGUGUUAUGAGCUGAAGACAGUUAUUCUGAAAGUUAAGAGUCCUUUCAAAAUUAGUGGUUCAUUCAGUGUCAUUAUAGUUGAAUCAACAAGCUGCAUAAAUGAUCCUGAGCAGUUAAAUCAAGUCAGCCAGAUAAAGCAAAGUAAAACAAAAAGUUCUGAAAUUGGCAUACUAAAGACUACAUGCAAUGUGAUAGGUACUGAAGGAUUUUACGAACAGCAGGAUAACUCCAAUUCCUUUAAUAAAUCCUGUUGCUUACAAGAGUUCUUUAGUCCAGUGAAUGUUGCUUACCUGGAAGCAGAAAGUUCUUCAAGCCUUAAUCUUCAUUAUCUGCCUUUUAAUAUGGGAAAACAUUAUUGUGCUAUGAUUUUCAUCAAUGAGCAGAUUGGGGAAUUCGUGUACCUGGUGGAAGGAACAUGUGGCUUACCAUUGCCUUCAGCCCUGCUUCCAAUGGAUAGUCCAAAUGUUCUAUGCAUUAGCAGUAUGUUAAAAGGUCAAAGUGAAACACAGCCAGUUCUUUGUUUGAAAUGUUGCCUUACUGAUAUACUUGUAGAAAAACUGAAGAUCCCCCUGAUCAAUGAAGCAAGAGAGAAAGCUCUGGCUAUUGCAGCACAACUGCAAAUGUCUGCAUUGGAGUAUGAGCGAAGAAGGAUCACAGGAACACUGGAGAGCAGCAGUGUUCGUGCAGCCGUUGCAGCACUGGGGCUGUCAACAAUUGAGAAAAAUGUUCUGCACAACUUGCCUGCAUACUCUGAACAAAUCAUCGAGUAUAGUGUGGAAGUGAGCAUGCCUGACUAUUUUGAAAUCCCUUGUAAAAUACAUAUUCCUGUGCUGGCAUCAGCUAGAGUUAAUGCAAAACACCUUGAAAAUCGAAACUGUUGUUUUGCAACAAAAACAGAAGCUGCUGCAGUUGAGCUUUCUAUAAAGUUUAUACCUCAGUAUCCUGGACGAUAUCCUUGCCAGAUUCUUCUACAGUCCAAAUAUGACAUCCGGACAUAUAACAUUGAAUGUGUGGUGAACACAGAUACUAUUGAGGCUGAGCUGGAGUUUGUAACUCCUGCAUAUCAAGCAGUGAUUCAGGAUAUCCCAAUAACUAACACAAGUAAACAAGAUUGGAAGCUAAAAGCCACUUUAAAGGGGUGCUCUUUUUAUGGCCCUCCUCUCAUAUAUGUAGCGCCGGGAGAAACAACUACGUAUACCCUCAUAUUCAAGCCAACUACUGAAUGCAUAACUAAGGGAAAGCUCAUUUUACAAAAUGAAGCAGAUGGCACAGACCAUGUCUUUACCUUAGUAGGAAUUGCAACCAAACCUUUGGCACUGGAUCAUAUUCUGAUAGACUGCUCAGUGAGACAGAUUACACAGAAGGUCAUAAUGGUGCCUAAUUUUACCAGGAAUGAACUGAGAUACAAGGUGUUUUCAGAUCUUCUGAUAAUAAGCGGUGAUCCAACUCUUACUGUAGGACCUGGUGACACAGCUGCUUAUACUCUGACUAUAUCUCCAUGGAAACGUGGGAAAAUGCAAGGUAUAAUUUCAUUUGUUGCUGAAGAUGGAGAACAGCAGCAGCAUCAAUUUAACAGCUCGCUGAAGAAGACAUAUGGUACACAGGAAUUGCAAGCAGUCAAUGCAGCAAACACUGGUCAAAAUUCACCAUGCUCCAAAGUGUGGUUUGCUUUGGAGAUAAACAGUGUAGCAGCACCACCAGAAAAAACUCUGGAUGUGGAAUGUGAGACUCUGGAUACUACUGUUAUUGAAAUUCCAAUAACUAAUCCCACAAAUGAUAUUCUGGUGUUAGAUGUUCUAAUAGAUGUUGCUGAACUUAGUGGUGAAAAAAAUCUCAUUCUUCAACCAAAAGAAACAGUAUGCUAUGGAGUAAAGUACUCUCCAGCUUGUACUGGCAGCUCAAAAGGAAGUGUUAUAUUUGUGUCAGAGAAGACAGGAGAGUUUUGGUAUGCACUGAGACUAACUGCUAAGAAACCUCUGCCAAGAACACUGCCUGAAGUAGAGUGUGAACUUGGAAAGUGGGUCCGUCAAUACAUUCCUUUGGUCAAUCCUACCUAUGAAAGUCUGGAACUGAAAGUUGUGAACAAUAAUUCAGCCCAUUAUUCUUUGGACAUAGACUCCCCAAAUUUUGUGAUUGUAGCUCCUUGUUCCACUACCAAAGUACCAGUUCAAUUUUGUCCUUCUACACUGGGAAGAGCAUGCCACACUGCAAAAAUCUCUUUCAUGUGCCCACAGCUUGAAGAGUGGGUGUUUUUCUUGUCUGGUGUUGGUCUGAUUCCUAAGCUCCAAGAACCAGCGAAUGUAAGCGCUUGCCUGGGUUAUCAUUCUUCGAUCAUAAUAACCUUCAGAAAUCCUACUUUUAAAGAUGUACUGGUAGAUGUGAUUUUAACAGAACAGGAGCAUGUCACACAUCCUCCCAGUGAUUCUGCCCUUCACCAUUCCAUCAAUAAGGAGUCUGUUUUCUGGCUUCCACUCAAACAAACACAAGGAAUCUCUUUGCCUCCAAAAAGCAAACUGGAUAUUCCUGUACUGUUUGCACCUCAGAGUAUGAAACUGUAUGAAGCUGUACUAGUUAUUAAUGUUGAAAAAUUUAUUGAUGAAAAUUGGUCUCUUGAAGAUCUCUUUGAAUUAAACUCAAAAUUGAGCAGCAGCACUGUGAUAUCUGAGAGUGGAGAAAUUAAGGCACUCCGUUGGAUUUACCCAAUAUGUGGAAUUCCUGAAGCACCACCAUAUAAAUCAGCACCAGCUGUUGUAUGCUGCCAGGCCCGCAGCAGAGUAGAAGAAAGAGUAGAAGUGUUGCUGACUGGUGUGGUUCCUAGUGCAAGAGGUUCACAGAUAGUUAGAGACUCUGCAACCCCUUUGAACAGCAAGUCAGUCACCAUUCAAGAUGAAGUUCAAGUGACUGAAGGGUUCUUUACAGCAGAUGAAUUUUUGUAUGACUUGGAGUUUGAAUCUGAAAGAGUGAAAUCUCAGCUACAGUCUGCAGUAGCAAUAAACCUGGUGGAGAACGAAUGGGAUCCUAAAACUGGAAUUGUAACCCUGGUCUUUAGUACAGUGUUUGCACCUAACAAACCAAUGAGGACUCCAGCAACACUGGUUGUUCAGUGCAUUACAGGAGGCAUUUGGAAGUUUCCAUUAUUGCUAGUUGCCACUGAACCAGAAGUUGAUGAUGUCAUCAAUAUUGAAGCAGCUGGUCUAAACAAGGAAUCUUUAAUUAGCUUUAGGCUUACAAGCAAGACAAGGUACCCAGAGCCUUACACAGCUCACUUCUUGCCGGGAAGUGAUCCAGAAUUUGUGGUAUCACCUCAAGCUGGAGAACUUCUUCCACUUGACACAGCAGGAACUCUCAUAACUAUUGGAUUCACACCUAAUAUGUACAGCAAGAAGCACAGAGCAACACUGGUAAUACAGACAGCAGGAAUGCAAUGGAUGUAUGAGAUCAAUGGCCUGCCACCAUGGACUGCACCACCUACAACAUCAGCAAAAGUUGUUUGUAGAAAUACAUAUGAAAAAUCAACAACAGUGCAACAACGCAACUUUCUACGUGAAAAUAUGAAGCUGUUAUCUACUGGCGUGUCCUCAACAAUCAAAGGAGCACCACUAAUUUUAAGAGCAAAAUAAAAACAGAGUGUCUUUAUUUUAAACAGAAAUUAUAUUUUAUAGAACAAAUGUAUUGCUAACUAUCUUAUAGACAUUGGGUUCUAAAACAAUAAAUUCUUUACCAUAA
Messenger RNA from Heteronotia binoei (common prickly gecko), 9671 nucleotides. It is a transcript of the gene CFAP47, whose product is annotated as cilia and flagella associated protein 47. Gene Ontology annotation, molecular function: protein binding. The transcript is spliced from 64 exons. Lineage: Eukaryota; Metazoa; Chordata; Lepidosauria; Squamata; Gekkonidae. The coding region runs from base 98 to 9565 and encodes 3155 amino acids. The record is from RefSeq and is a predicted model, not a curated record.